GACAAAUCAUACACUGUUUACUUCUUGGGGGAAGGUAAACACGUCUCCCUGAUUCCCUCAGUAAACAAACACUGACUGCUGACACUUAACAGAGAGAACAGUGAUAGUUAAGAAGGAGAGGAGAUAAUAAAGAAAAUGGUGGAGGAGGAAGAGGUUCAUCAGGCCUCAUACCUGGGCAAAUAUGAGGAGGUUAAGGUCAAGGUGCUCGCUCAUAAUCGUCUUCUCACAGCCACUGACGAUAGUGGGCGGCAUCCAUUGCAUUGGGCAGCCUGUGGGGGACACGAGGAACUUGUCAGCUUCCUUAUAGAGCACGGAGCACCUGUCGACAAGUCUGAUGAUUGUGGUUGGUCACCAUUAAUGAUCGCAUCUUCAGCUGGGCGAGAGCAAGUGGUGAGGCUGAUGAUUGGCCGUGGAGCUAAUGUUAACACCAAGAAUAAUGGGGGCCACUCAGCACUCCAGUACGCUGCAUCCAAGAAUCACCACGAGAUUGUGAGUAUAUUGAUGAACAAUUGGGCUGACGUGAAUUUACAAGAUAAGCUGGGAGCAACACCUCUGCACCGUGCUGCAUCGAAGGGCAACAUACGUGCCAUGAUACCCAUCCUGCAGUGCAACAGGUGUUCCAUCAACCUGCAAGACUCAGAGGGUAACACUCCACUACAUCUUGCUUGUGAGGAGGAGCGUCUCGAGGCAGUGCGGCUGCUCCUGGAACAUGGUGCUAGUACACAAAUAUGCAACAAGGCCAGAAAAACAGCACUAGAGAUGACAUCCUGCCCUUCUAUCCGUCGUCUCGCACAUAUGAAUGAAAUGUGACAAGUCUAGCCUACUUUUAAGUUACCAUUAUGUCCUUUAAGUUUAUUGAUAUAAUGAAUAAAGUGGAUAUGCAAAGAUACAGAUGUACUCUUCUGACACAACAUUAUUGACGCCCCUGUAAGUUUAUCGGUGAUUGUCCACUUAUUUUGUAACUACAGUAUAUAUUUCACUUUACCUUUUUAGGGGGUAACACCAGUGGUGGUAGAGUAGAGGUUCAUUUACUACUCAUAGUGCUUUAAUACAAGUCUAAGUGUGUUAAAACAAUGCCUGUUUCAACAUACAUUAUAAAGGAUGCCAUUAACAAACUCCAAACAGUAUUCAUCAACUUAACAAUUCCAAUAUUGUUGAGAUUUCAUAGUACAGUAUUAUGCUUUUUGAUGAAAAUAAUAUGUACCAAAUUGUAAGUGUCAAUGUGAAGUAAACCAUUUAGCAAAGAGUCAGCCAGCAAACUUAAAUGGGUUCUGUUUUAAUCAUGUCAUAUAUAGUGCAGUACAGUAGGCUGAAGUCAAUAGUGAUAAGCAGUGUGAGAAAAGUCUUGAGUAGUGAUUGUCAGCUCUGUCAUGAUGUGGGUAAAAAAAAAUAUAUAUAUAUAUUUUUUUUUCAAUAAAUAUAUAUAUUCUCAGUAAGUAUUGAUUCAGUGCUCAUUAUUGAGUUCCUCUUUAGGAGUUUUUCUUAAAUUAGAAACAGACCUGAUAACCACAGUCUUUGGGGGUCAGCCCCACAGCUGCUGCUCAACAUUGUCAAUUUAACAUUUACAUUUUCUUGAUAUUUCCUUAUCCACUCCCACAUACAUAGGAUGAAUUAAGGGAAAGAAGAACCUCUUGUUCAUAUUGAAAAUAAAUAUGACUCAAUCCUUGUUCUCUUUAUGUUUUUGAUCUAUGAUGAUUGUUUCUUUUUUGCACAUUCUGUAUGAACGAUUGUGUGUGCAUGUAACAGUAUAAAAAAUAAAAAUAAAAUAAAAUUA
Molecule: messenger RNA, 1774 nt
Organism: Homarus americanus (American lobster)
Lineage: Eukaryota; Metazoa; Arthropoda; Malacostraca; Decapoda; Nephropidae
Product: 26S proteasome non-ATPase regulatory subunit 10-like
Exons: 5
Coding region: 136-810 (224 amino acids)
Cellular component (GO): cytoplasm; nucleus
Molecular function (GO): protein binding
Source: RefSeq, a predicted model, not a curated record